GUUUAACUGCUACUUCAGUUUAACAAAUAUUUACCAAUUCGAAAUGGCUAAAGUUAUUAUUAUUGCUUUCAUCGUGGCUGUCGUUGUUGCCGUUAUGGCUAACCCUGUGGAUGAGCAAAGCGACUACCAGGUCGUGGAAUUUGAACAUCACCUCCGUCUCCCACGUGCCACCUGCGACCUGCUAUCAGCCUUCGGAGCGGCAGACUCUGCAUGCGCUGCUCACUGCCUCGUCACGGGGUACCGUGGAGGAUGGUGUGAUAAGGGAGUGUGCCACUGCAGACGCUAAAUCUUUUCGUAUUUUCCCAAAGACAUGGGUGUCGGUGGCGUAAUAGCUUUGCUUAUUACGGUUAGCUCUGUAAAAUAUAUAUAUCAGGUAGUUACCAGAGCUAAAACAUGAUCUUUUUUAGCCCGUCACGCUUCUUAAAGCCAAACGGUGUCUCUAGACGCACUUGUGAUUUCUCAACCUUUAAAAAAUAUACCAAAAAAUUAUGUCAAAAAUCGUUUGUAAUAUCUUGAGUCUUUAGGAUACGUGACUGGUUAAUCAAGGACAUUUAAAAAAAUGCGAAUAACAGCUCAGCAAUAGUGUAGGCAACGGCUUUUACAAUAUCAAAACUUAUAGGACU
Molecule: messenger RNA, 623 nt
Organism: Hyposmocoma kahamanoa
Lineage: Eukaryota; Metazoa; Arthropoda; Insecta; Lepidoptera; Cosmopterigidae
Product: defensin-like
Exons: 2
Coding region: 44-286 (80 amino acids)
Biological process (GO): humoral immune response; defense response to bacterium
Source: RefSeq, a predicted model, not a curated record